GGCAGUGUUGCUUCUGAGCUCUUUACUGCUGCAAGAGUUUAGUGCAUCCGCUUAUCUGGGGAAAGUGGCAGUCCUUUUUGGCUAGCCUAAAUUUAUGGAUUUCUUGUCUUCAUCCUAAAUUGUGCCAAGGAAUUGUUUUUCACAGAUUUUGAGAAAACAAGGAUUCGGAAGAUUUGUGGUCGAUUCUUUAGUGCAAAUCCACGUAAAAUAAAAGACAAUGACUCAGUUCAACAAGGGCCCUGCAUAUGGUUUAUCUGCUGAAGUGAGAAGCAAGAUUGCUCAGAAGUAUGACAUGCAGAAGGAGGAGGAGUUGAGGUACUGGAUCGAGGAAGUAACCGGCAUGCCAAUCAGAGAAAACUUCCAGAUGGACUUGAAGGAUGGUGUCGUACUCUGCGAACUGAUUAAUAAACUCCAGCCAGGCUCUGUUAAGAAAAUCAACAACUCCAAACUUAAUUGGCACAAGCUUGAGAACUUGGGCAACUUCAUCAAAGCCAUUCUUGCAUAUGGCCUGAAGCCUAACGACGUCUUUGAGGCUAAUGAUCUAUUUGAGAAUGGGAAUAUGACUCAAGUCCAGACCGCAUUGCUUGCCCUGGCCAGCAUGGCAAAAACCAAAGGUAUGGACACAAAGGUGGGCAUUGGUGUUAAGUAUGCAGACAAGCAAACCCGCAACUUUGAUGAUGAAAAAAUGAAGGCUGGUCAGUGUGUGAUUGGACUGCAGAUGGGUACAAAUAAGUGUGCUAGUCAGGCAGGGAUGACUGCUUAUGGCACCAGGAGACACUUGUAUGACCCAAAGACUCAAACAGACAAACCCUUUGACCAAACCACAAUCAGCCUACAGAUGGGCACUAAUAAAGGAGCAAGCCAGGCUGGCAUGGCAGCCCCUGGCACCAGGAGGGAUAUUUUCGACCAGAAAGUGGCUGUCCAGCCUCUGGACAACUCCACAAUCUCUCUGCAGAUGGGCACCAACAAGGUGGCCUCUCAGAAGGGUAUGAGCGUGUACGGGCUCGGCAGGCAAGUGUAUGAUCCCAAAUACUGCGCCUCCCCCACCGAACCCAUCAUCCAUAGCAACGGCAGCCAGGGCACCGGCACCAACGGUUCAGAGAUCAGCGACAGCGACUACCAGGCUGAAUACCAAGCUGAUUAUCAGGAUGAAUACCAGGCAGACUACCACGAUGAGUACAGAACCCAUUACGACCAAGGCAUUGACUAUUAAACUGCUGGAUAAAGUGCAUGGCAGAGAUUAAUAAUUUUGGAUCCUUGCAUCAACAGAGCGAGACUUUUUUAUUUUUUCCUCGCUGACCUUUUUUUAAUAAGACAGAUGUUAAAAGAGGAGCAUUUCCUGCAUCAUCAUUCCUCUUGAUUAUACAGUAUUUUAUUAGGUAGGUAGAUUAUAGACUGUAGAUUAAAAAAAAAAAAGUUUUAUAAAGUUUAGUUUUAAAAGUUGAGAUGGAUUAGAGGAGCAGUACAAGUAUUCCUCAAACGUCAUUUGUGGCAGCUUAAAGGGAUAGUUCACCCACAAACUUAAGUUCUGUCCUCAUUUAUUCACCCUCAUGAUGUUCCAAUCCUGUAUGACUUUCUGUCUUCUGUGGAACACUAAGGUGAUGAAUGAUAUCCUUGGUCACCUUUCACUUUGAUUACACUGGAAAAAUUUGCAAUGAAAGUGAAUGGUUACUGAUGCUAACAUUCUACAUAACAUCUUUUGUGUUUCACUGUACGUCAUACAGAACUGGAACAACAUGAGGGUGAGCGUAUGAUGAAAGCAUUUUCAUUUUUGGGUGAACUAUCUCUUUAUCCACAAUCUUAAUCGCUACAUUUUCAAUGAGAUAGAUUUAAACUGGUUAAGUGCAUAGCAUAGGAAUGUCUGUGACUUAAGCAUUUAGUGUAUGCAGCAUUCAUUAAGUUUAGAAGGGAGAAUCAGAAUCUGUAAAGAUUGUGUGGUUCCCAGGUUGAUCUAAGCAUUGCAGCAUUGUGGCUUUUUUUAAGUGUUUUAUAUAUAUAUAUUAUACAUAUAUGUGUGUGUAUGUAUGUAUGUAUGUAUGUAUGUAUGUAUGUGUAUGUUUUGCCUAUAAAUCAUUUGACCAAGCAAUGCAAUUCUAAAUUGUGCCAUAGAUUCAUUUAGAAGACCUCUUUCCUUUCACCUUGUUCCCUGCUCACUCUUUCCCCAUCGUCUUGUAUUUAUUGCCAGUAAUAUUCAAUAGAGACCCCAGUCCUGUUGAAUGGCUUUUUUUAUAUGAAUAAAGUUUUUAAUUUUCCAAUCAAGUUUGUAAAAAUUUCUUUAAAGGGAUAUUUCACCCAAAAAUUACAUUUCUGCCAUUAUUUACUUGCCCUCAAUGUCAUUCCAUACCCAUAUGACUUUCUACUGUGAAACACAAAAGAAUAUAUUUUUAAGAAUGUAGCAAUCACAGAUUUCCUGAUAGCAGUUGUUAUUGACUCACUUUAAAGCUUAAAACGCAAGUCUUAAAAGUGGUCGAUGCAGCUAGUGUGUCAUAUUCCAAGUCUUCUAAAUGAAUAUAAUAGUUUUUUGUGAGAAAUAAACUGAAAUUUCCACUUUUUUUAAAUAAUAAUAAUAAUAAUAAUAAAAAUACAAAUAAAUCGAACUGAUCACAACAUUCUUUAAAAUUCCUCCUUUUGUGUGCCACAUUAGAAACGUUGUAUGCAAAGACAUGAGUAGGUUUUUUUCUUUAGUUUCUAGAUGUUAGAAUUUCCUCAGAGAAUGAACUCUCAGGCAUUUUCUGAUGAAAGCACCGCCAGUGUAAUCCUUAUAUCCUGGCCGAACCAUCCCGGAAAUGAUGCGCCCUUGCGUUUGGAAAAAGGGGGCAUGAGCAAGUAUGAAUGCAGCCUUGUGGCAUUUUGGAAAGGGAAACCCUUCACCCCUGUCUGGCUGAUCUAGGUGCGGUAGGCCAGACUAAAGAGUUUCUCCCCCAACCUCUUCCCGCAAUCACACUGAUGGAGAAUAAGCCCUGCUUUGUGUGCCUGUGGAAUUUGGCUCAGAUAAUGCAGCACUCAGUUAGACAGUCUGACAAAACGGCGCCGAUCUCCCCUAGCAACGUUCCUUUUGUAUCAAUUUGACUCCAUUAAAACAGCUUAAAUGCUUGUACCUGUUUCGGGAAGAGCUUCAGUAUUUCAGAAAGUUACUUGUUUUCCAAGUGUUUGAUGUAGAAAAUUUCUACAAAGAUGUACUGAGUGGAGUCAUUUCAGUGCAACAUAGCACUGUAUUGAUAUCUAAAACCAUUUAUUUUUCAUUUUGUUCUCCACAU
Xyrauchen texanus (razorback sucker) is the source of this 3257-nucleotide messenger RNA. RefSeq names its product calponin 3, acidic b (gene cnn3b). The transcript has 7 exons. Gene Ontology annotation, biological process: actomyosin structure organization. Lineage: Eukaryota; Metazoa; Chordata; Actinopteri; Cypriniformes; Catostomidae. The record is from RefSeq and is a predicted model, not a curated record. Gene Ontology annotation, molecular function: actin binding. Bases 218 to 1213 code for a protein of 331 amino acids.